UUCAAUCAAACUAUUAUAGUUAGAUUAAUAAAGAAUUAAAUCAGUUAAAUCGGGCAAUACUCUGACAGUGGAGUCCUGUUUGAGAGGGCGUCUCAGUUGAACGUUGGAGCAAAAUCAGCUGUCCACCUAACAACAACGUUAUCUCUUGAUUUCGAGGUCAUCCGUGUUGAUUGUAAACUGGAAAUGGGCUGUUUACGUUUGACGUAGCUGGCGAUCAAAAGACGGACGGAUUGAAAAUUCGAUACCCCAGCAUCUUUUGAUGUUACCCCUCGAUGUUUUACGGUUCGCAGGAAAGCACAUUCCCAGUCGUCCGUAUAUCGACGUGGCGCGAAUAACUCACACGAUGAAUUUAUUAUAACACGUUAGCAACAAGGGAAAAAAGUUAAAAUGUGGGUGAAACCGGAGGAAGUGCUCAUCGCUACUGCCAUGUGGGACACAGAACAAAACAGCCUUUAUUUUUCUAUGCAAAAGAGAAAAGGCCAUGGUGAUAAGUCGACGUUAACCUCCAUAUUAGUCGGGACGCUGGAUAACAUAUUUGACACCAAGCCGGCACCUUACAGAAUACUGCACCAAACUCCAAAUUCUGAAGUUUAUUAUGUCAUUGCCUGUUCGAUAUCACACAAAGAGAUUGAAGACCAUUGGACUUGGCUUCAGCAGAACCUAGAUUGUCUUAACCAGUUUGAUAAGGAGGAAGAUGUGACUCAGUACGUCUGCACUAAAAUUGAGUCAAUGGUAUCGUCCGCUUCAAACAUCCCGCAGAUGAAUUGUGACGAUGAGCGCACAAAAAAGUGCAGGCAAAUUUUUAAAUUGCCUUCAAACGACCGAUUUGUCAGCUACUAUUCAUGCAGUUAUUGGUACAAAAAGGUCCCUCUCCAUGGUUGGCUCUACCUGACGAUGCAACAUAUAUGCUUUUAUGCUUAUAUGUUCGGUGUGGAGAAACAGUUCGUUGUGCCAUGGAGCGAGGUGACAAAGUUGGAGAAGACGGCUCGUCUCUUUUCCCUUGCGUCAAUUUGUGUCUACACGAGACAUAAGAAAUUCUAUUUUUCCAUGUUUGUCAACAUAAAUGACACAUACAAACUAAUGCAGCAGCUUGUUAAUCUGGCAAUGAAACAAUUAAUGGAUGAUAAAAUGGAGUUCACUGAAGACAAAGAACUUCUGAAUAAACUGAGCAAAAAUGUGAGCAAAAAGCAGACAUUCUUGAAAAGGGAUUUGGAUGCGAGAGCUCUCUCUGCGUCGUAUAGAUUACAAUUCCGUUUACCUCUUGCUGAGAAGGUAGAUGGUAGAACUGAUGGUACUCUGUGGACCCCUUACAAUAAAAAGCAUGUCUGGGGAUUCAUUUAUGUUUCACAAAAUUACAUUUGCUUUGACAGCAGGGUGAAAGACCUAGUGCAAGUUGUCAUCCCUCUCAGAGACAUUUACCAUAUAGAAAAAUGUGACAAAAGGAGUUCAUUGUCAAAUGUUACUGAUUCCAUUUUGAUAACGACGAAGACACUGUCGAGGCCUUCUUUUCUCUUUUCACAAAUCAGCGAUAGAGACUUCUUAAUUGAGAAAAUAGAAGAACUUCGUUCUAAACUGAAAGACCCCAGUGAUUCUGAAUCUGCAGUUGAUGAUACUUCCAAAGAAAAAUGGGAGUGCACCAAGCCAAUGAGGAUCCUUUUCAAAAAGGAUAUGCCAAAAGAGGUCAAGGCCCAGGAAGAAGUCAAAAUAAAGCAAUGGGAGAUGCACUUUGAACAAUUCGGUCGAGGUAUAUCCAUGUACAAAACGACUGACAUAAUGAAGUUGCUCCUACGUGGAAUCCCUGAUGCCAUGCGAAGGGAACUUUGGAUGAAUUUUUCAGGAGCUUGGAAUGAAAUGUGCAAUGAUAGGUCAGCGUAUAGAAAGCUCGUAGCGAAAGGUUUGGGCAAGGCAUGCACGGCAAACGAUGAAAUUGAACGUGACCUCCAUCGUUCACUUCCUGAACACCCUGCGUUUCAGUGUGAUGUUGGUAUAAAUACCCUUCGCCGAAUCCUCACUGCGUAUGCAGCUCGGAACCCUCAAAUAGGAUAUUGCCAAGCUAUGAACAUAGUAACCUCAGUAAUGUUGAUAUACUGCGCAGAAGAAGAAGCGUUUUGGCUUCUUGUCUGCUUAUGCGAACAGCUUCUACCUGAUUAUUACAACACCAAAGUUGUCGGUGCUCUAGUUGAUCAAGAAGUCUUAGACGAUCUCGUCUCAGCCUACUUAUCACAUUUACACUCAUCUUUACAACUGUUUGGAAUGAUAAAAAUGAUAUCACUGUCUUGGUUCCUUACAAUAUUUUUAAGCGUUAUGCCUCAUACGAGUGCUGUGAAUAUUGUUGAUUGUUUUUUUUAUGAUGGGGCAAAAGUAAUUUUCCAAGUGGCUUUAACAAUUCUCGACCUUAAUCAAGAAGCGCUUCUUAAGUGCAAAGAUGAUGGCGAGGCUAUGGAAUUGUUCUCCAAAUACCUUGCUGGGGUUUUUAAUGAACAGGAUCCAAAAAAUACACCUGAGGGUGAUGUCAAAAAGAGUAUUUCCGUCCAGGCGUUGUUGCACGAAGCUUAUUCAAAAUAUUCAUGCAUUACUGCCAACGAAAUAGAAGCCUUGAGAAACAAGCACAGAACGCAAGUAGUUCAGGACUUAGAGGAUAAUUUAAGCUCGUCUGUCUUAAGAAGCCUGCUGCCUAAUGAUUUCUAUAGCGAGGCGCAAUUAUCAGACUUGAUUUCAUUUAUAAGGGAAGAGGUUGUGUCUAGAAGAAAGCCUGAAGAAAAAUAUGAUCCAUCGAAACCAUUUUAUGAAGCAUACAAAAUUGAUUUUGACUUGUUUAAGCUAUUAUUUGAAAAUUGUUCUACCUGGGGGAAGUGUUCUAAAUCCGAAGACUUGGGCGCACGAUUAUUCAGGCUUAUGGACGCUGAUAAUGACGGAUUGCUGAAUGUAAAAGAGGUGGUCACUUCUCUGGGAUUGACAUCAAGGGCGGAUUCUUCGGUUCGCCUGCGUCUUCUUUUUGUACUCCACCUGCCUCCGAUUUUACCCAUUGUCGAAACAAAACACGUUUACCUCCCAGAUGGAGCUGAAUUUGCCGCCGAGGCUACUGAAUUUUUUGAGGACGGAUCGUUCAGCAUCGGGUCAAGUUCGGCUGACUCAACACCGAUUUUAGAAACCGGGAGCAACCACUCAGCUGAAGAUCAAAUUGGCCAUACGGCAUCUUCAAGCAAUGACAUCUCUGACACUCGUCCUGUUGCGGGGCUGCAAGUCGAUCGUGAUCACACUGGGGAGGAUGCAUCAUGGGAAGUUUCUAGCGUGUCAUCUUUGAGAUUGGCCGCUACUACUCCUCCAAACAAAACCAACCCAAAACUUCUGCCAAAAAUGGGCAUGUCCCAUUUCAACAUGUUGAUCCUUUCUCUUGACGAUUUACUCCAACAGCCGAGUUCAUCUGAUACAAACACAACUUUCUACACGGAGCAUUAUUUUAAAAAUUUAGUCUCGUUGCUCAUCGAUUUGGGCGAGGUCGGAAGGAAAUUCUAUACGAGAAAAGAAGAGUUGGCGAGCAGUUUACAAUCCAGCUCUGAAAAAUGGAACGAAGACGAACCGCCUCCUGAUUUAAAUGGAAAUCCCGGGAAGGAAUCGGAAUGGGCACUCGCGGUAGAACAGUUUAUUGCAACUAUCCUCAUAAAUGAGGGAGUUGUGAACUUUUUCUCGAAAAAUAUCGAUUUAUGCCCUGGGCUGGCGAUACUGCGGAAAAGUAGAUUUUCAAAACCAUUAUACCUUGUAUAGUAGUUAACAGGUGGUUCGGCUGGCGGUUCUUCCGGAGGUGGUUCUUCCUCAGGAGUUUUCGGCUCUUCAGGAGGUUCUUCAUUUACCUCUCUCUCCGCUUCCACGGGAGCCGGAGCCUGGGAAACCUAAUUUAAUUCGUAUUUUGUUAAUAUAAAAUUAUAUAAAUAUAUUGUGACUAUCAUCUAAUAAACUAUACAACUGUAUUAUGUGGUAUAAAAUAAAUGUAAGCAUCGAGCAAAGAAUACUCAUUUUACACAGAUAUUUCUACAAACUAUUUUCUUGGGGGUUUUCAUUUACAAGAAAGGAAAUGUAAAUUCACUAAAACAUAAUUUGGUGAUUAUGUUGAAUACCUUACCUUGAAUAAGACUGCCUUUAAUAUUUGCUGCUUACAAUAAAAGAUUGCACCAUA
Messenger RNA from Cimex lectularius (bed bug), 4174 nucleotides. RefSeq names its product TBC1 domain family member 9B (gene Tbc1d8-9). The transcript has 24 exons. NCBI's taxonomy places the organism in Eukaryota, Metazoa, Arthropoda, Insecta, Hemiptera, Cimicidae. The coding region runs from base 388 to 3765 and encodes 1125 amino acids. Gene Ontology annotation, molecular function: calcium ion binding. The record is from RefSeq and is a predicted model, not a curated record.